Messenger RNA from Aaosphaeria arxii CBS 175.79, 945 nucleotides. RefSeq lists its product as uncharacterized. Lineage: Eukaryota; Fungi; Ascomycota; Dothideomycetes; Pleosporales. Bases 191 to 892 code for a protein of 233 amino acids. Gene Ontology annotation, biological process: box C/D snoRNP assembly. The transcript is spliced from 2 exons. The record is from RefSeq and is a predicted model, not a curated record.
AAUCACGAGAUUCCUAGACCGACCUAGGUACGUGCCGAUCGUGUUGGGACCAUGCUCGCAACUUUUCCACGACAACGCCGCUCAAACCACGAAGCCAAGCCACCCUUUGCAAUCUCCUAUUGAUAAACCCUGUGGUAUAACAAGACAGGAGAGGGCAUCUUCGCGUACUAUCGUAGCGAGUCGACUAUCAAUGGCCGCCGCACAGGAACUUCCGAAUCGCAAGCACCCUCGUGACGCAAUCGCAGAAGAGCAAACCGACCGCUCAACACGCACUAAACUUUCCUCCCCAGUCGACAACAUCACCCCGGAUGAAUCGGCGGAGCUAAGAGACAACGAUAGCGAGACGUCCAGCAUACUGUCUGAGUCAAGUUCAGAUCCAAGCUCGGAAAGCUCAGAUGAAUCCUCAAGCGACGGCGAAAGCACCCUCUCGGACGAGGAGGACGAGGAAGGCAUAGUCAAUCUCAGGGCAAACAGAGGCAAGAAGCCACGCAUGAAACUGCGAAAACAGGAUUUAGGCUCAGAUAUACGACCCUUUCUAAAGGACUUCUUGCCAAAGUUGAAAGCUGCGAACGAGGAACUCGAGGCUGAAAGGCUAGCGGGAACAUUAAAGUACAGAGAAAUUGAUGCUCACCUGAACGGCGCUUCGGAUGGUACAGAUAAGCCAGAGGAAGAGGAAGGGGAAGGACAGUAUGUUGAAAUGAACCUUGGACUUGGUGUUCUCGAGGAGCAGAAUCCGAACGCAAGCGACGAUAGUAGUAGCGACGAAGGCGAAUCACAUGGCGAGAUGGACAGUACGGUUGAGGAAAAAGAGAAAGAUUUCAUGGGGAAGCUUAUGGGUCAAGAAAGACAUGCUGCUGGAAUACAAAUUGUUGAUGACGCGCAGGAGACUUGAAGGAAGCUCGACUCACCCGAACGUCACUCCCACUUUACAUGGAACGAAGGGAA